Molecule: messenger RNA, 1707 nt
Organism: Diorhabda sublineata
Lineage: Eukaryota; Metazoa; Arthropoda; Insecta; Coleoptera; Chrysomelidae
Gene: eIF3j
Product: eukaryotic translation initiation factor 3 subunit J
Exons: 5
Coding region: 312-1061 (249 amino acids)
Cellular component (GO): eukaryotic translation initiation factor 3 complex; cytoplasm
Molecular function (GO): translation initiation factor activity
Source: RefSeq, a predicted model, not a curated record
UUGUUGGCUGAUUGUGACUGGAGUAGAAUGUCAUCAAAAACGUCAUCUCAAAAAUGUCAAAAUUUAACCUGAAAUGGAUGUUCGAAGGUCGACCUCAAAUUUGUUCACUGAUAGUUUGAAGUAUUUUUGUGUUUUUAUAAUUACUUAUCAGAAAUUUAAAAAAAUAAGACAUCGCGUUUGAUAGCAAGUUGUUUUUUUUCAAUUUUUCUUUAUAAAUUUUGAUAGUUUCGAGUCGUGAUUCACCUCUAGUUAAAAUUGUACAUCGGCCACACGUGAGGUAGUGAUUUUAAGGUUCAGUGUAAAAUUGCAAUAUGGAAUCGUGGGAUGAAGAUACUUUUGAACCAACUGUCCCUAGCGUUGUUCCAGUAGCCUCUAAUAAGUGGGAAGGCGAAGAUGAAGAAGAAGAUGUUAAGGAGAGCUGGGAGGAUGAAGAUGAAGAAAAGAAAGAAGAAAUAAAGGUUGAGACAGAACCCAAGAAACCCAAAAAGAAACCUUUAGCUGAAAAAAUUGCUGAAAAAGAGAGAUUGAAGAGAGAGGAGAUGGAAAGGAGACUUAGAGAGGAGGCAGAAGAAGAUAUAUCUCCUGAAGAAAAACUUAGGCGUCAACAAGAAUCUGAUUUGAAAUUAGCUUUAGAAACCACUUUUGGUGGCAAUAAAAGUAAUGAAGUUAUAUCUGAUAUUUCCUUACCCAACUCAACCGAGGAAUUUGAGGCAUUCACAGAUACUCUAUCUAAAAAACUCACCCCGUUAUCAAAAAGCACAGAAUAUCCCACAUUCGUAGAAAAUUUGACUAGAAAUUUAUGUGCCACAAUGUCUUCAUUGGAUAUUAAAAAAGUUAAAAACUCUUUAGAUAACUUAUUUUUGGAAAAGCAAAAAAUUGAGAAAGGAGACAAGGCCAAAAAGAACAAAGGAAAGGGCAAGGCGAAAUUACACAUUGAAGGUGACAAUGUAUGUAUCAAGGUGCAGGUCUUGACUGUUUUGUGCUCUCCUGAACAACUCCACGUUGCCCUAUUUUAUAAGUGUCUUUUCCAUCCCACCCCAAUGAACUUAACAAACUCCUAACUUCAGUGACAGUGUGUUCAUUUAAUUUUUUCUUAUCUGUUGAUAUCUCAAAUGGAAACUUGAUGAUCCACGUGUUAUUGUUUCUUCUGGCAAGAUAUUUAUAUACAGGAUGUUCUUUAGAGGCAGUUAAAGUGUUAUUCAAAUUAGAAUCUGGUACUUGUCUAACUUGGAAACUCUAAAACUGUUUGUGAUAUUUAUAUUUAACACACCAUCAAUUAUCACUACACCAAUAAUUACACUGAUUGUUCAAGUCUUCUGUAGGUUCACAUCAGGCUUGAAGGACCAGAUAGUGUAAUUGUGAGUGUUGGUCUAAUGGUAGCAAAUGUGUGUUCAAUAUUUUCAAGUUGAGUAUUUGUAUCCUAAUUAAGUUUUUUUUUUACAGCAACUUUCUCAACUAUCUGCUUAUGUAGACGAUUAUAAUGAAUACGACGAUUUCAUGUAGCAACAAAAAAUUCGGAUAUCUCUUUAUACUAUUUUAAUAUUUUUUAAAUAUAAAUUAUUCAUAUUGUAACAAAUACUUCUAACUUGAUGAACGCAUUUUAUCAAUUAUACAAUAUAAUAUUCAUUUUUUAUGUACAUAUUAUAUGUAUAUACUAAACUUACUGGUUUUAAAUUGGCACAAAUAAAAAUAAUUCAUACAUUUUUU